Messenger RNA from Puccinia triticina, 264 nucleotides. RefSeq lists its product as uncharacterized. The record is from RefSeq and is a predicted model, not a curated record. Bases 1 to 264 code for a protein of 87 amino acids. Lineage: Eukaryota; Fungi; Basidiomycota; Pucciniomycetes; Pucciniales; Pucciniaceae. The transcript has a single exon.
AUGGCCGCUAUCCUACCAGAAAUGGCCCGCGCCACCUUAAGUGAAUGUCCCACUUGUCACCUACCAGUGUUAACCCCUCCCACAAUUGAGAAGGCUGGCGGCGAAACAACCCACAUCACAGUUGAACGAUACUAUGAAGGGAGAUUGCGCCGGGAAAAAAUUAUACAUACGGGUGCUCCACGCAACAAGCAGGGUCACGGCGAAACAACAAAUAGCAAAUCCACAACUAAUACUCCUGAGACGCCCGAUUCGUCCAAGCAAUAG